This is a messenger RNA of Juglans microcarpa x Juglans regia, 2749 nucleotides long. Its product is annotated as E3 ubiquitin-protein ligase MBR2. Lineage: Eukaryota; Viridiplantae; Streptophyta; Magnoliopsida; Fagales; Juglandaceae. The record is from RefSeq and is a predicted model, not a curated record. Gene Ontology annotation, molecular function: ubiquitin protein ligase activity.
AGACCACAGAUCACUGUAUCUCUCCACUCCCUCUCUCCCUCUCUCUCAUCCCUUCAAGUGCUAGCGCUUUCGUUUUGUCCGGAACCCGAAUUUGAUCGCCCGGCUCACCGAUCAUCUCCUUUUGUCCUCAAUCCCUCAUCUCUCCGCUUUUAAAACACAAGCUCGGGUUUGAUACCUAACUUUUGCUGCUGGCAGCAUACCUUGCAGUGUGUCUGAGAAGUGUUUGACGUGAGCCACCACUCAUAUCAGAAACUGGAAUAUUGUUUAGCAUCCAUCAUACACACUUUAUUCAGUGGAAUAGAUUUGCCCUGAUGCAAGGGCAAAGGAUUACGUUGGAUUCCUUCUCUGAAGUGGUCGAUAUUAGGCAGGGCUCUGUUCCUAACAGCACUGGUAUGAGUCAGCAGACUUCUUUGAAUAGCGCUCUAGCUCCUGUAGAAAGGGUAUUAUCAAAUUAUAGAGUAUCUUCUGGUGAGACAACGUGUCUGAAUGCUAGUACUCAUGAUGUUCCAAGCUUUAGUGGCUGGAAUACAGGUGAAACUAGCUCUAGAAUGAAUCCACAAAACCAAGUGAAUAAUGAUGGGAUAAAAAUUGAACAAGGGUGGUCUUCCUCACUCGAUAUUCAUUCUGGGGCUGAUCCAAGGUUGGAGGAAGGGCCAGUUGAAGUAAAUAAUAUUCCUUUUCCUGGGAGACUUAAUAUUGGCCUUGGUGGCAAUCGGGUUAGAAGAGGACCUUUGUUCAUGGAAGGCUCCAGUUCUUACCAUGUCCCUCAAAAUGUGAAUCUAAAUGCAGAUUAUUUGGGUUACAGUGGGAAUAGUGGCCGGGUUAUAGGAUCUGGUCUAGGCCUAAACCUUAACAAGUCAAGUGGAGUAGAAAUAGAGCAGGCAUCUUCUGCCAGCGGUUCAUCUGAUAAUGUUGGGUCUUCAUCUGGAAGCUCCAGCUAUAUGGCGGAGGACAGUACUGGUGGCUCAGGCUCUUCUUUGGGGACCUGGGGUUUAUCCUGCAAGAGAAAGGCUCUUGAAGGGACUCCUGGGCAGUCUUAUCCUGGUGGAAGUUCUAACUCCUUUCAGCAGGCUGAAAAUGUUGAAUGGCAUAGUGGCUUAUUUACACCCUCACAGGAUUCUCCUAAUGUGAGUCCUCCAGAACAGCAGAACCUAAGCAUUGGGAUUGGUAUAAGAGCAGCUUCUGAUGCCUAUCCUUCUUUACAUGUUACAGGUAAUGCAGAAAUCCCCUUCAGAAACUUCAGUAGGAGACCAAGUUCUGGAAAUCAGCAGGAAGCAGUACCACUUAAUUUAUCUUCAACAGGGAGUAUUAGGCAUUCAAAUAUUUUCUCCCCUCAUCAAUCAUCUAGAUCUGUUCCAUUAGGUGAAUCUGUGGACUUGAGACCUUCAGCAGUAGUCUCAGCUAGUUCGAGUGGUCUCCAAAGCCAGGCUCAUGCUAUUCAUAUUCCUAGUUUUUCAGGAAACAUGCAUCCUUUUCAUUGGAAUGGGGCGUCCACUUCAAGAGUGGGUGGCUUUUCAAAUGCUCUAAACGCAGGAGAAGGAGGCCCAGUGUUGAGAGAAGAAUCAAACUUAAGAAGCAUUGCAAGAAACAAUACAGAGCACCCCAUGUUUGUACCUGCAACUGAUGUGAGAAAUUCUGCAAAUGGUCCAACAAGUUGGAGUUUGGCUUCUAGAAAUAUAGGCAAUUCUGGAGGUGUUCCUUCCACUGUUAGAGUUGGUCCCAGUUCAAGCAUCCAUUCGUUGCCUAAUCCUACCUGGAUUCCUCACCACGAUCCCCCAGCACGAAAUCUGUAUAGACUAUCAGAAUUUUCCUGGUCUUUGUUUCCCCCAAAUGACUCAGAAUCUGGAGGCCAUAGUGGUCAUUUUACCUCAUUACCUCCAGGCCCUUCUACUUCUUCACAAGAUACAGUGAUGUCAUCUGGACUUAAUAGCCAGGGGCAUCACCAACAAUAUCCGAGGUCAGCAGUCUUCAUGGAGAGACAAGCUGACGAUGUUCUUGGUGUGCCUCAUUCUAUGCGAGCUUUAGCUGUUGACAUUGAAGGUAGACGACGACUGAUAUCUGAGAUUCGACAAGUCUUGAGUGCCAUGCGUAGGGGUGAGAACUUACGAGUUGAGGACCAUAUGCUUUUUGACCCGUUUAUAUAUCAUGGCAUGGCCGAUAUGCAUGACAGGCACAGGGAUAUGCGGCUUGAUGUUGAUAACAUGUCUUAUGAGGAACUGCUGGCAUUGGAAGAACGCAUAGGAGAUGUGAGCACUGGACUGGGCGAGGAUACCAUUUUGAAGCUAAUGAAACAGCGAAAACAUGCAACUGCUGCGAUGGAAUUCCUUCCAGACUUGGAACCAUGCUGUAUCUGUCAGGAGGAAUAUGCUGAUGGUGAUGAUCUUGGGACACUCGAUUGUGGGCAUGAUUUCCACACCAACUGCAUCAAACAGUGGCUAAUGCUGAAGAAUCUAUGCCCCAUUUGUAAAACAACGGCCGUGUUUACAUGAGAGGGAUAGCCAUCAUCGCCUAAUCCGCAAAAUUAUAAUUUCCUUGCCAGAUGGAUCAAUAAACCCAAAAUUGGUUGGAUAAUACCUUAAUACUCUCUCUGAAAGCAGUUAUCUUGUUCACGAACUGCAUGGUUUCAUGAAAACAAAAAGGUGAGGCCCUUUUUUUUUUUUUUCUUUUUUUAAGAAUGUUGCUUCAAUCAUAAAGGAUUUGUCUAUACCUUAGCAACGAAUCAUCCAUAUCGAAAUGCGAAUUAUAUAUA